Kockovaella imperatae is the source of this 742-nucleotide messenger RNA. RefSeq names its product ribosomal protein S8e/ribosomal biogenesis NSA2. Lineage: Eukaryota; Fungi; Basidiomycota; Tremellomycetes; Tremellales; Cuniculitremaceae. Gene Ontology annotation, cellular component: cytosolic small ribosomal subunit; ribosome. The record is from RefSeq and is a predicted model, not a curated record. Gene Ontology annotation, molecular function: structural constituent of ribosome. The transcript has 6 exons. Gene Ontology annotation, biological process: translation; maturation of SSU-rRNA from tricistronic rRNA transcript (SSU-rRNA, 5.8S rRNA, LSU-rRNA). Bases 61 to 690 code for a protein of 209 amino acids.
GCUCAAUAGUCAAAAGCUGGCUGCCAGAGUCUUUUCUCUUUCAUCCAUCCAGACUUCAAGAUGGGUAUUGCUCGAGACUCGCGCCACAAGCGCUCAGCAUCCGGUGCCCGCAGGGCUCACUACCGAAAGAAGAGGAAGUUCGAGCUCGGUCGUCAACCCGCCAUGACCAAGCUUGACUCGGAGAAACGAAUUCACGAGGUCCGAACUCGAGGUGGAAACACAAAGUACAGGGCUUUGCGAUUGGACUCUGGAAACUUUGCUUGGGGAAGUGAGCACGUUACCAGAAAGACCAGGUUGCUCCAGGUCCGAUACAACGCCUCCAACAACGAGCUGCUCCGAACCCAGACUCUUGUCAAAUCAUGUGUCGUCGAUGUCGAUGCUACCCCUUUCCGACAGUGGUACGAAUCUCACUACGCCCAGCCCAUCACCAAGGGAGGAAAGACCACCACGACCGAGGACGCUUCCGACAAGAAGCAAUCCAACCACGUCAAGCGAAUUUUGGAUGAGCGCAAAAAGGACGCCAAGAUCGACCCCCUGCUCGAGCAACAGUUCCGAGCUGGUCGUCUGUUGGCUAUCCUCACUUCUCGACCAGGACAGAGCGGUCGAGCUGAUGGAUACAUUCUCGAGGGCAAGGAGUUGGACUUCUACAACAGGAAGCUCCAGCUCCGCAAGUCGAAGCACGCUGCUUAGGUCUAGGACGUGAGACUUGUACUUUGAGAUGGAUUCAUGACAUGCGCAGACA